AUGAUUGAGGAAGUCAAGAUGCUAGCACCAGGCACCUUGAACUCCUUGUCAAUCCCUGUGAAGCGCAAACGUUCUGAUUCCGCCACCGAUGCACCCGCCCCGACAAAACUGUGCACCGAGUCAACGCGUCUACCCUCAGUGAUCUCGACCGACUCUAUUCCUUCACAGACCUCAAAUUCUCCGGUCGCAUCGCGUCCAUCGGCGCAGGUCGCCGUCGCCGCUCCCAGUAUCUCCCGACUUCGGGAAACGAUUUCAGCCCAACUGAGCUUGGAAGUGCUUCUGAAGCACAAUGAACUCCGUCUCAUAGACCAGGAGAUCGCCAAGUGUCAGGUCGCUCUGGAACAGCUGCGACGCUGUGGCGAAAUCCCUUACCCGGGCUCUCACGUCGCCGGCUUGUCCGCGGAUGUGAGCUCCGGCACUGGCGCCUCACUGUUGGCACCUGGAAAUGGUCCGGCAGUGUCGCCUGCGCCGUGGGGAAUAACUGACGGACCGUACGCGCGACACUACGCUCGGUGGUUGAUUCAGGACCCGCGCUUCGAUGGCGAGGACUCUGGGAUGUUGGCUGGAACUCUUCCGGAGGGUCGCUCGACGCGUGGGAAUCCAGGGGACCUGAGUAUGUUUGCUGGAAAGUCGCGCCCUCAGCGUGGCUCAACUGGUGCAAAGCAUACUGCGCUCCCGGCUGGGUAUCCCGUGGUCAAGGAAAAGUCUGGGCCGAUGCUCAUCCGACGCAAGUCAGAUGGUGUGUUGGUGAAGUUGGUUUGUCUGGACUGUCGACGGGACAACUUCUCCAGUACUCAAGGUUUUAUAAAUCAUUGUCGCAUUGCGCACAACCGCAACUUUGCUAGUCAUGACGCUGCCGCUGUGGCGUGUGGUCAAUCUGUUGAGGUGGACGACGCGGGAGUUGUGGUCGGUGGUUCUGCUGAGCCUACUGCUAACCCUAUGACUCCGGGAUACGUUCACCCUCUGAUUCGCUCGAACCUUGCUACCCCUUCAAAAGCUCUCCCAACACCCGCUAAAGACGUUGUUACUCCUUCUAAGCCCAUCGCGGCUAACGCCUCCGCUGUUGCUACUCCUCCCGCCACUGACCCGACUCGCCGACAAGCUGCUCCUGUCAGACUACCUCCGAACCCCAGCUUCCUGGCCUCCCCUGCCACUCCUCACUUGUCUGCCCUCAUGAAAUCUCGAGGCGCCGGUCUCGACAUGAGCAAGUUGGUGCAGGAAUUUCAGCAGCCCGUGGAUCUUGGCGCCCUCUCUGAUGAGGACUGCGACUCCGACGACAGCCGACCAACACAAACCCAGGACCUCGGUGCCCGCGCUGGUCGCCAGCCAAUGCGCAUGCCCGUUGGACAAACCGCCGAGCCCGAGAGCCGAAAGGCCCUCGAACGCGCCCAUGUUCCAAUGGACCAAGCCACCCCUUCGCGACCCCAGACCUUCUUGGACAUCACUCUCGCCGGCCAAGCCCAGUCCAUGGAGUCUCGCUCAGACCUGGACCAUGUCAACCUCAGUCCUCACGCGAUCGAGUCCAAUCAAGCCCCCAGCUUGGUCAGUGAUGACGAGGACGACUACGAGGCCGCGUCUGAUUCCGACACUCCCCCGCCUUCGCACGCAGACGAAGAGGAGCAAGAGUUUCGCCACAUUGAAGUCGAAGAUGACGAGCGUGCCGCGGCACCAACUACCACAGAAGCCAAGCCUGGCCCAUCUCUCGCGAAUCCUGCGCCCAACCACGGACCCCCUGUCCAGACCUUGAAGCGCUCCCGCUCGAAGAAGAUCUCCUCCAUGCCUUUCGACGAAGACCGUGUUGGUUAUGUCCACCCGGAUCAGGCAAAACGCGCUGCGGAACGCAAGCCCUGA
Messenger RNA from Penicillium soppii, 1851 nucleotides. RefSeq lists its product as uncharacterized. The record is from RefSeq and is a predicted model, not a curated record. The coding region runs from base 1 to 1851 and encodes 616 amino acids. Lineage: Eukaryota; Fungi; Ascomycota; Eurotiomycetes; Eurotiales; Aspergillaceae. The transcript has a single exon.